This is a messenger RNA of Amoebophrya sp. A25, 224 nucleotides long. Lineage: Eukaryota; Dinophyceae; Syndiniales; Amoebophryaceae. The record is from the annotation of a GenBank genome assembly.
UCUUUACCAACUUCGCAUUAGCCUUAUGUCGAAUAGCAACCCUGCAGCUGGUCGUUCUGAAGCUACGACUACACCAAGCAGAACCUCAACAAGAGCGCUAUUAUACCAAUCAGAAACUACUUUCGUUGGCUUUCGUACGGUAGAAUGCGGCACAAAUCCAGCCUUUGGUCCCAAUGUGCUAUGCGUCAACGGCUCGCCAAUUGUGGUGAAGGGCGUGAACAGAC